AUGACAGAAGCUGUUGUCUCUUUUGUUACAAAUCGUCUCGAAACCUUGCUCCUAGAGGAGGGAAGCCUAUUGGGAGGGCUUAAACAAGAGGUCGAAUUAUUCAUAGAUGAGUUGUGGAAUCAGAAAGCUUUCGUCAAAGCGGCUGAAGCAAAAGAAGAUGAUGAUCCCAGGCUCCAAGAAUGGACCAAGCAAUUGCGCGAAAUUGCUUAUGACAUUGAAGAUCUUCUCGAUGAAUUUGUACUUCGCUUUGCUGGCUACCGACAUCAUGGAUUCUGUGACUCUCCUCAGAGAAUUCUCAAAAACAUUAAGAGCUUGCGAGCUCGUCAUCAGGUUGCCACUGAAAUUCAAAGCAUAAAGUCCAGAUUCAUAAAUAUGUCAGAAUCACAUCCGAGAAACCAAGUUAAAUUUGGCAUCGAUGACCGUGUCACUGGAUCUUCAACCAUAAGCAACUCAUGGCACUAUAGCAGGGAUGAUGCACUUCUAAUGGAGGAAGCAAAAUUGGUUGGCAUUGACCAGCCCAAACAACAUCUGAUUUCUAAGCUUCUCGAGGCGGACGAUCACCAACUCAAAGUUAUUUCAGUGGUCGGUAUGGCUGGACUAGGGAAAACUACCCUAGUCAAAAAGGUCCAUGAAGAUCCAGAUGUUAGAAAGAAUUUCCCAGUUCGUGCCUGGGUAACCGUCUCUCAAACAUGCGAUUUUCCAAAGCUCCUAAGAGACUUGAUUUUGCAGUUGCACGAGGAAUUGCAAAAAUCAGUCCCACAAUUCAUCGAAUCUAUAUCUACCAUUGAGUUGAAAGAAUUUGUCAAAGAUUUUCUACAAGCAGCUGGAAGGUUUGCAAUUGUGUUCGAUGAUGUGUGGGACGUGAAAUUUUGGAAUGAAAUCAAAUCUGCACUGCCUGAGGGUAACUAUGGCAAUCGUGUCAUGCUAACAACACGAAAAGCCGAUGUUGCCUCUGCAUCUUGCACAGAAUCUCAGGAUUAUGUCUACAAAAUGGAGCCACUAUCAAUUGAAGAUUCGUGGACCCUAUUUUGUAACAAGAUCUUUAAAGGAAAGCAUUGCCCCGCCCACCUGAUGGAUGUUGCAAAAGCUGUAUUGGAUAAAUGUGAGGGUUUGCCUUUGGCGAUUGUUGCUAUCAGUGGGCUCUUGGCUUCGAAGGACGUGAGAAGAAUAGAUGAAUGGGAGAUCGUUCAACACAGUCUUGGGGGUGAAUUAGAAGGAACAGGUAAGCUAGAGAGAGUUAAAAGGAUACUUUCUCUGAGUUACAAUGAUCUGCCUUCGCAUCUCAGACCCUGUCUGUUGUAUUUAAGCAUUUAUCCGGAGGAUUAUCUAAUAACAUGCAGAAAACUGAUUCAAUUAUGGAUUGCUGAAAGAUUUAUAGAAAGGAGAGGAGGCAUGUGUAUUGAAGAUGUAGCCUGGGGCUAUCUCGGUGAACUCAUCAGGAGAAGCCUAAUUCAAGUAACUGAAGUGUUUUAUGAAGGAUCACCCUACACUUGUCGAAUCCAUGACCUAUUGAGAGAAGUUAUUCUCAUCAAGUCAAGGAAACAAAACAUGGUCACGGUUACUACUGGACAACCAAUGAUAUGGCCAUUUAAGAAGUCAGAUCCACCAACCCAUUACCAUUCAAAACUUUCUUAUCUGAAGUUCUAA
Molecule: messenger RNA, 1647 nt
Organism: Coffea arabica (coffee)
Lineage: Eukaryota; Viridiplantae; Streptophyta; Magnoliopsida; Gentianales; Rubiaceae
Product: disease resistance protein RPM1-like
Biological process (GO): defense response to other organism
Molecular function (GO): ADP binding
Source: RefSeq, a predicted model, not a curated record